Molecule: messenger RNA, 1629 nt
Organism: Colletotrichum destructivum
Lineage: Eukaryota; Fungi; Ascomycota; Sordariomycetes; Glomerellales; Glomerellaceae
Product: Putative epoxide hydrolase, alpha/Beta hydrolase
Exons: 3
Coding region: 1-1629 (542 amino acids)
Biological process (GO): epoxide metabolic process
Molecular function (GO): epoxide hydrolase activity
Source: RefSeq, a predicted model, not a curated record
AUGGCAACCCCUCUAGAGUCCAGCGCUAUUCUCUCGGGAGACGAGAUCAAGCCUUAUCGCAUUCAUGUCUCCAGCAAAUAUCUCGAUCUCACGAAACAAAAGCUGGAGCUCACGAGACUGCCGCACGAGACCGUGGAGUCCAAGUCUCGGGACUGGUGGGAGCCAAAGACCCAGAUCGAGCCUCUCAUCGACUUUUGGCUUGAGAGGUACGAUUGGCGAGAGCAAGAGGCCAUGUUCAACGACCAGCUGCCCCAGUUCCGCACCGCCGUGACUGUGCCCGGCUCGGACUCCUCCGUCCGGCUUCACUUCAUCCAUGUGAGGUCGCCCCACGAGCACGCCGUCCCGCUCCUCCUCCUACCCCCUUUCCCCUUCACGAACCUCUCGCUCCGGCACCUCAUCCAGCCCCUCGCGCAGCCCCAAGACCCGGACGGGCAGCAGCCUUUUCACGUUGUUGUCCCCUCCCUGCCCGGCCUUGGCUUCAGCGACGCCUUGCCCGGCAACACCCCCGUCAUCCCGGCGACGGCGGGAAUCCUCGACCUCGUCAUGGCCCGGCUCUCGUACACGGGCUACCUGGUCUCCAACACGUCCUCCGCCGCAUCGAGCCCGGCUGAGAUCGACUGGAAGCUCGCCAACCGCCUGGUAACAUAUCAUCCCGGCACCUGCCUGGGAGCCCACUUCAUCAACCCGUCGCUGAAGGCCCCGAGCCUGAAAGAGGCGCCCCUCGAGUGGAUGAAGUGGUCCCUCGCCAAGUUCUUCCGCGCCCCCAUCCUCGGCUAUCAGAGCGAAGACAUCCGCUCGCUGGACCGGACGGAGCACGCUCGGCAAUGCGAGUCCGCGCCGGCCGUUGAACCGAACACGCCGUCCUACGCCUUAUGUGACUCCCCCGUCGGCCUGCUGGCCCUCGUCCUCAGAGUCCUCCGCGUCCUCGGGACCAGGAAGGAGUUCUCCGCCGCCGAGAUCAUCACCUUCACCCAGACCGCCUGGCUCCCCGGGCCCGAAGCCGCGAUGCGGUUCUGGGCGCACUGCCUGACACAGCGGGAAGAGGAGGAGCCUCCGUCGGGACUGGGAAAGAAGCCAACCGUCGCCAUUACGGUUUUCUCGGCGAGCGGCGACACGGGAGCCGCAGGCGCCGGGGCCCGGGGCGCACUGCCUCACGCAACACCAACCCAUCACGUGUGUCCCGCGUGGGCCAAUGUCUCGUACGACACCGCCUACGUGCGCCGCGUUGCGGGCAGUCCGGGGCUCGUUGCGUGGGACCGCCCGGAGCUCAUCGGCGAGGGCGUCCGGGGUCUGACAAGGAGACUCCUCUCCCCAGAGGGCCGACUGAAAGGCUCCGGUCAGCCGAGCACGGCGCCACUCCGGGGCGUCGUCGUCGAUCCGCCCGACGCCCCGCCGAGCGCGGGCGGCCAAAGGUCGAAACUGCAGUCUCCGAGGACUGCGGCGGCGCCUUCCACCCCGCAGAUUGAGGCGGCGACCUGGCGCCUCGAGCGGAUCCGCGAGGCUUCCGAGACCCCAAAGAAGACAGCUCGGCAGGGGGAGCACGAGGGAGAAACGCCCGACCCCGACUUUGACGGGGCGAGCCCCGACACCAUUGUGGUUACGCCUCCGCCGAACGAGGGUUUGCGAUAG